Messenger RNA from Rangifer tarandus platyrhynchus (Svalbard reindeer), 330 nucleotides. The record is from the annotation of a GenBank genome assembly. NCBI's taxonomy places the organism in Eukaryota, Metazoa, Chordata, Mammalia, Artiodactyla, Cervidae.
AUGUUCAUCACUUUUAGGAGUAUAGGAAGGUCAACAACACUAAAUAUUCCAGUUUAUGAGUAUGGUGUGUCAUUCCAAUUACUUGUCUCUUCUUUCUUUCAAAAGUAUUCUAUGGUGUUCAGUGCACAAAAUUUUCACUUCCUGGGAGGCUUUUGUGGUGCCUUGCUUGGGUCCUCUAGAGACAGGGAUGGGAAUGAUGGGCUCGUGAAGACAGUGAACAUCCCUUCCCUCCCCUCUGAACCUACUCUCUGGUUACUUGUCGUACAGGAGCUCUGGGCCAUGCCCUUCACCACUCCUACAAGUGAGCCCCCUACUGGGAAUUUUCUUUGA